Messenger RNA from Oncorhynchus gorbuscha (pink salmon), 3187 nucleotides. RefSeq names its product EF-hand and coiled-coil domain-containing protein 1. NCBI's taxonomy places the organism in Eukaryota, Metazoa, Chordata, Actinopteri, Salmoniformes, Salmonidae. Bases 368 to 2362 code for a protein of 664 amino acids. The transcript is spliced from 7 exons. The record is from RefSeq and is a predicted model, not a curated record.
GGAAGGAUUUCACCGUCCGAGUCCUGGCGUGCACAACACAACACACACACUUUGCUGUUGAGGGAGAUAGACGUCUUCACGCAAUGUGAAGACACGACUUGGAUGCUAAAGAUCUAAUAUACGACGAAACGUCAGAGCAUUAUAAGUGCUACGUGAGGUCGAUGGUGUAUUUUAAUCUUAUUAGAUAUAUACCUACGUUUUAGUGGGAGGUUUGGGAUCUCUCGCUCUAAGUGAAUGAACUGGGAAAGCACUGUAUUACAAUUUGGAUGAACAGGUUCUCUCCUCGCGCCCCGGGACAUGUUUUAGCGGUGUUGGGUAGGGAAUUAUUUUAUCAUAUAAUUAGGUGGCAAAACACCUCGUCCCCACCAUGAAGCGCUCAAGAGGUACAGUAGCGACGCCAUCUUUCCAGUCCUCUCCAAGGGCUGCGCGGCAGAGCGAGUGGCUGCGGAGCGCUCUGGCCCACCAUCACUGCCCCGACCCCGGCGUGGAGAACGAAAUAGUGGUCCUGGCCACGGGGAUUGACCAGUACCUCCAGGAGGUGUUUCACCACUUGGUUUACCCCAAACUAGACGACGUGGUCUCGGCAGAGGAUUUCACUGUGCUUUGCUCAGUGCUGGGGCUUACCGGAGAGGAAAGUGAGACAAGGGAUGGAGAGAAGGAAGAGGAGGGAGAUGAUGAGGAGGGUCAAGGUAUUUGCUCGGGGCUCCCUCGCGAGCUGGCCUUUAGGGACUUCCAUUCGCGGCUAUGCGGUUAUUUCCGCGUCCGAGAGCGCGAUGCAACUGGGGUCAUGCGCCUCCCAGUUACAGAGGAGACCGAGCACAUUGAGCGCGAGAUCCGGCUUCGGUGGCCGCGGGUCAGGCGACGGAAAUGUGUCAGUUUCGACCUCACAAGAGAACAAACCGGGAGGAGGCCCGCGCCCAAAGCGCACAACCGUGAAAUGGGUUCAUCAGAACUACAUCAUAAAACAGGCCAGACAGAAACCGAGUGUGUGGCUCUGAGGGAGCUGGUUGAGGACCUGCGCUCUGCUCUACAGGGCAGCGAUGCUCGCUGCCUGGCUCUGGAAGUUGCAUUACGACGACACAGGCUUACCAUGCACCACUCCAAUGUAGUGACUUCAAACACACAUACACCCUCAAACAUACCAAUUUCAAAUGCCCAGGGACGCGAGAGGGGUGCACCUAACCCCCCAAAAGAAGGGAUCCCAAAUCUCCAGGGCCGAGGGUGCGGGGUGGGGGAAGAGAGGGUAGCAGGGAGACGUGGCUCCAAAGACCCUAUCCUCAGGGAGCUGCAGCUGAUUCGCUCCUCACGUGACGGACAGCUGGAGGAGGCAAUCAGGUUCAACCAGCGGCUGGAGGAGGAGCUUGGCUGGGCAUAUGGUGAGGCUCGUAGGCUGGAGGGGGUGGAGUCUCGCCUACGGCAGGAGAAUGCUGAGAUCAGGCGGAGAACAGAAGAGGCGAGAGAGGCUCUCAGAGAAGGUCUCAAGAAGGUGAGACUGAUCCAGAAACAGGCUCAGAACGUCCCUCAGCUCCAGAGCAGAGUCACACAGCUGGAAACAGACAUUCAAGAGUACAGAUCACAGUGCACCUGCAGAGGAAGCCACGCCUCACCGCCUCGAGAGCCCAUGGACGACACCUGCCUCCAGCGAGCGGUGGAGGGGAAAGCUGCCUCGGACGAGGAAGAGGAAGAGAGGGAGAGGAAGGAGGAGAGGGAGGAAGGACAGUGCUGCCUUUUGGAGGUGAAAAGGCUCAUCAACAGACUGCACAACUGUGGUAAAGGGUGUCAGAAUACAACAGCCCACCACUUGCUACUCUCCCAGAACCUCCUCCUUGACAACCAGAACAAUCUCCAUGGCAAUGACCUCCUCAUGAUCCCCAGGGGGUGGGGUCGCAGAGGUCACACUUAUCAGGAGGAGAGGGAGACCGAGUUAGAGAAGAGGCAUGAGGAGGUGGAGGGGUUGAGGUUGGAGGUUCAGAUGGUGGAGACCGAGAGAGUACGUCUGUCACUCUUGGAGGAGAAACUGACAGACACACUAACACUGCUACUGCAGCUACACAUCAAGGGUGUCUCUCAUAGGUCUCUGGGGAAGAUGCUGAUGGACACUCUGGAUGUCUGCAGAAAGAGUGGACAUAGCCCAUCCCAUGUGCUGCAGGUGGUCAAUUCCUUCUGUGCCCAGCUUUCGUCCAAUGAGCUGCUGCGAGAUGGGGUAGGAGUGGUGGGGGGAGGUGGCGGUGUAGGUGGAGAGGCACGGGUAUCUGUGUCUACAAGCCAGAGACCCUCAAGCACCGCCAACCCCCCUGCUCAUCUGUUUAGGCAACACACAACCCUCUCUUCUCCCCAACUCCCCUCCAUGAACACUACAUAACUGGUUUACAGGUACAGUACACUCCUAAACCUCCUUCUGAUUAUGCUACAAUACCACGUCCUCUUGUAUACCACGUCCUCUUGUAUACCACGUCCUCUUGUAUACCACGUCCUCUUAUAAAGGGAAAGGUAAAGGGGGGUACCUCGUCAGUUGUCCAACGGGAUGCAUUCAACUGAAAUGUGUCUUCCACAUUUAACCCAACCCCUCUGAAUCAGAGAGGUACGGGGGGCUGCUUUAAUCGACAUCGUCUUCGGCAUAUACCACUUCCUCAGGAGUAGGCCUAGCUAUGACUGUGUAUAUGAGAGGAAGAUACUACAGGUUCAUCUCUGUUGCUCUGCGGCUAUAACAGUCUCUGUCUGUGUACUGCUAUAUGUACACAGCAGAUUUAGACUUUCACAUCUGUAUAUCUAUUCUGUUGUGUUUGUUACUAACAUGGCACUUAUGACACAAUCAUGAUUAUUUAUGCACAUUUAUAUAUUCAUAUUUAUACUAAUGGGACAAGUUUGAUUAGCUAUGUAUUAUGUUUUUUGUCUUUCUGUGUCAUUUGACAUAUUUUGUUAGUUUAGUUUAAAGCUUUGUAGAGGAGCACACUAGUGUGAUGACUGUGUAUGUAUGUCUUCUGAUUGUACCUUAGAUACACUGCUUACUCUACAUCAGGUACAGUACUUUAUACUCUAUUCAUUAUUUAUCAAAUCUCAUUGAGAUGACACAUCUUUUCACAUGAGGGACCCGGGAGACCUGAUUUAUAAACAUGUAACAUUCUAAUUAUUGCAGUUAUUGUAGAGGACAAUUAAUACAUUUAUUAAUAAAACCUCAUAAAAUGUG